UCUUUCUAUUGGUCAUUCGGUAGCGCACGUGCAAUUCAAAACGAACUUUUUAAACUUUUAUUUUAUUUGUUAUCCAAAAACAUCUGAACAUUGCUGUUUAAUUAACAGUUAAAGCAACUUUUUGUUUAAUUAAAAGUGAAUUCAAGUUAAUUAGGUAUUUAAAUUCAGCAUCAUGGAAAACCCAAAUCUACAACAGAACGACGAGUCUAUCACAGAUCCCAGUUCCGACGAGGAAGCAUAUGAUGACAUCGACGAUGAUGAGGAAAUCGGUGAGGACGAAGGCGAACCAACGACCUGUUUGUUUUGCACCAACGUUUUGCCGACUAUUGAAACAGCAAUCGAACAUUUAAGCAAGGACCACAAAGUAGAUUUAUUGCAGCUCAAAAUGAAAUUCGAGAUGGAUCAGUAUGCAUUUAUUAAGCUGAUUAAUUAUACGCGUGCCAACAAACUAAGUGCAGAGCAACUUCUCUUAACGGAGCAGCCACUGUGGAAUGAUGAAAAGUAUCUCAAGCCCUUGGAGUACGAACCCUGGCUGUGCUAUGACUACGAUGCACUGAAGAACGGCAAUACUACUACAGGUGAAGCAGCUGAGAGCGUGCCUGAGUUGAGGCGGCGUCUGGCUGAGCAAGCCCAGCUACUGCAGCAGGCCAGCGAAGAUAUGGAACGAAUGCGCAACGAUUACAAGACGCUAUUGCAACAGGAAAAGGGCGAGAAGAUGGCAUCAGCAGCAGGAUCUGGCAAUGAAGUGGUGCGCAAUACUCCCAAGUUUGAUAAAGAAUAUUUCAAUAGCUAUUCCCAUUUUGGCAUUCACCACGAGAUGCUCAGCGAUUCGGUUCGCACCAGCAGUUAUCGCAAAGCGUUGCUGGACAACGCAAAGUAUUUGAGUGGAAAAUCUGUGCUUGACGUGGGAUGCGGCACUGGUAUCCUGUCCAUAUUUGCAUCGCAAGCAGGUGCCGCCAACGUUGUGGGCAUUGACAACUCCGAGAUUGUCUACACGGCCAUGGAUAUAGUCAGGAAAAACAAUGUGAAAAACGUAAAGCUAGUGAAGGGCAUGCUGGAGGAUACUGAAUUGCCGGAAGCCAAGUACGACGUCAUCAUAUCCGAGUGGAUGGGCUAUUUUCUGCUCUACGAGGCUAUGUUGGAUUCUAUCAUUUAUGCUCGUGAACGUCAUUUAAAGCCAAAUGGUACAAUUUUGCCAAAUCGUUGCACAUUACAUCUACUGGCCAUCAACGAGGAGUUACAUGCUCAACACGUUGAAUUUUGGUCAAAUGUAUACGAUGUGGAUAUGAGUGAUCUGCGCAAACGCAGCAUUGAGGAACCAUUGAUGGAGGUUGUGAAUCCCGAUCACAUUCUCACUGAGAGCGAGCAAAUCGCCAACUUUGACAUGAUGACGGCUGAUUUAAACUAUCCAAAUUUUACUUAUGAGUUUAGCUUAAAGUGCACGAAGUCUGGUAAAUUGGGCGCUUUUGUCGGCUACUUUGACACUUUGUUUGAACUGGAGAACAAAGUGGAGUUCAGCACAUCGCCCAGACAUACGCCCACCCACUGGAAGCAAACAGUGUUCUUUAUCGACCAGCCACAAAACGUGAAAGAAGGCGAUGUGAUCAAGGGCAGGAUUAAGUCGCGACGUCAUCAAGGCGAUGUGCGAGCGUUGCGUGUGGAUAUUGAAGCGUUCGGCAAACAUCACAAAUACACAGUGGAUUAAUUAGUUGGUCUUCAGAUCGAUCUUUAAUGCAGAAUUUCGUGUGUGGACAAAAUGUGAAACUUAAGUUUAAAGAAUAUGUUUAUAUAAAUAUAGAAUGAGUUCACACAAACACCAGGUAAGCUGGCGUUGUGUAGCGCUUGCUAAAAAACAUUACACAUAAAUCUUUAUGUAGAUAGAA
Molecule: messenger RNA, 1883 nt
Organism: Drosophila albomicans
Lineage: Eukaryota; Metazoa; Arthropoda; Insecta; Diptera; Drosophilidae
Gene: Art3
Product: protein arginine N-methyltransferase 1
Exons: 4
Coding region: 173-1705 (510 amino acids)
Biological process (GO): peptidyl-arginine methylation
Cellular component (GO): nucleus
Molecular function (GO): protein-arginine N-methyltransferase activity
Source: RefSeq, a predicted model, not a curated record